GAGAAGGGAUUGAACUGAGAGGUAGUGAUUUGGAUAUCAUGGAAGUAAACACUUUAAAUGAGAUUUAUGCAGAUGAAAAAACAAGACUUAAAGAAAAUGUAACAUAUUAUAGAAUGGAAACAGACGAUGUAAAACCUGGUUUCACGCAGUUGAUAUUGGAACAAAAUGUUAAUAAAUUUGCAUCAGAAAUAUGUGAACUAUUUAACGGAAAACAUUAUUUAUCAAGUUCACUUUGUAAACAACAUCUAUUAGAUUUUUCAGAAAUUAAUAUUAUCCAUGGACCGUGUCUAUCUGACAAACACGGAGUUGUGGAUGUAGCCCUUUGCUUUCAUUGUAAGACAUGGAUACCACAAGCAUCACAGUGGAUAUCAAGACCAAAUAAUUCAUGGCCAAAUCAUGAUGUCAAACAAAGUAUUAUAAAACAUGGAGUACUUUUUGUACCAAUUGGAGUAAAAGGAUCACCAAAAGAAUUUAUCGAAUGGCGAAUAUCUUUUUUCUGUGGGUGAAAAAAUGCUCAUAAACACAUUUACACACACACAACUACUAUGCUAUGCCCUCAUGAAAAUUCUUUUGAAGGAUGUUAUAACAACCGACAAAGAAUGUUCAGAUUUACUCUGUUCAUAUUUUGUAAAAACGAUUAUUUUCUGGAUAUCAGAGGAAUUACCACAAUCCGUAUGGAAACCAAAAAAUCUUAUACCUUGUUUUAUGCGUUGCUUCAGCAGACUUAUUUAUUGUGUGAAGUAUUCAGCUUGCUUGCAUUACUUCAUUCCAGAAAACAACAUGUUUGAGAACAAAAUAGAAGGCCGUGCUCGUAAAUUACUCCUAGAUAAAUUAUAUACUCUCCAUAGUUAUGGUUGGCGGUGCGUCUUAUUUUCAGAUCAACUGUCUAACUUUCAUGUAUCAACAUGGAUGAAUCCAAUCGAAUUAACUACAUUGCGUACUGUCGAAGUUGUAAAAAUAUUGAAUUCGAAAAUGAUGAAUAUAUUAAAUAAUAUAUGUGCUGUUAACACGAUUGAUAACCACAGUUAUUUAUACAAUAGAGUGAUAAGCAAGAUAGUUUCCUGUGACCAAUCCUCACUAAAAUACUUAUAUACAUACUAUAUGUCAUUGUGGUGUACAAAAUAUGCGCAGACUAUCCCACUGACUAGUCCUAGAAGUAGUAAUAAACAUCAAUACAAACAGUAUAAAUCCUGUCUUUGUACUCUGCUACAGAGUAUUCAUCAUGACGCUGUAUCAGGAUGGCUGAUGUUAGCUUCGUUUUUCUAUCAGUCCAAACAAUAUAGUAAAGUGUUAAGUGUCCUCGUGUUCUCUUUAUCGGAAUUUACUCCCGACAAACUUAACUGCUUAAUGAAUAUGUCGGAUAUUCAUUGCCGAUUGCUCAAACUAAAAUCAUUCCAGAAAACAAGUAUUUUUAGAUUAUGGAAAAUAAUGCUAGUAGAUUUAAUAAAAUUUGAAACAAACUCGUUGUUAAUACCAAAUGAACUACAAAUAGACACGAAAAAUGGACAAUAUUCAGUUUCCUCUAUAGUUUAUGCUUAUUUCUUACAAUUUUUAUGUCAUUAUCAUCUAAAUAAUAUCAGACAAUGCCAGGAUUGCAUCAACACUUUACACCUUGUAAUAGCAGAAAACUAUAUGAUUGAAAAAGAUGCAAGUUUAAAAUCUAGAGCUUACAACAUUCUUGGUAUUGCUUUACAGUUAUCAGGAGACUAUGAAGCCGCCCGUCAAGCAUUCAUGCAUUCACUUGAGAUAUGCACUGAUCACAGAUAUAAUACUUCUAGAAAGAGACUUUUGUUGAUGAGCUCAGUGUGAUACGUUUAUUUGUACCUUCAGUUUAACAACUGGUAUUUAUAGUACAGACUUUCUCCAGACAAGUUAUUUGCUUUGAAAGAAUUUGUUUUCUCUAGAACCAUUUCUUUGUAAAAGAGGGUACAAUGCAAAGGUAG
Molecule: messenger RNA, 1943 nt
Organism: Mytilus trossulus (common blue mussel)
Lineage: Eukaryota; Metazoa; Mollusca; Bivalvia; Mytilida; Mytilidae
Exons: 1
Coding region: 511-1809 (432 amino acids)
Molecular function (GO): protein binding
Source: RefSeq, a predicted model, not a curated record